Dryobates pubescens (Downy woodpecker) is the source of this 740-nucleotide messenger RNA. RefSeq names its product vacuolar ATPase assembly factor VMA21 (gene VMA21). The record is from RefSeq and is a predicted model, not a curated record. NCBI's taxonomy places the organism in Eukaryota, Metazoa, Chordata, Aves, Piciformes, Picidae. Gene Ontology annotation, biological process: vacuolar proton-transporting V-type ATPase complex assembly. The transcript is spliced from 3 exons. Gene Ontology annotation, cellular component: endoplasmic reticulum membrane. The coding region runs from base 65 to 373 and encodes 102 amino acids.
GGCCCCCCGCCGGCCUUCCGGCGGCCCAGAAGCUUCCGCAGAGCGCGGCGCAGAGGUGGUGGUUAUGGAGCGUUACGGUCAGCCGCCUUUGAGCGCUGUUCCUGUGGCCGAGUUCAGGCAAAAUGAGGGUUCAUUAACAUCAACUUUAAGAACACUUCUAUUCUUCACAGCUCUAAUGAUUACAUUACCAGUUGGGCUAUAUUUUUCAUCAAAGGCUUAUGUAUUUGAAGGUACCUUAGGAAUGUCCGACAGAGACAGCUAUUUUUAUGCUGCCAUAGUUGCUGUAGUUACUGUUCAUGUGGUACUUGCUCUCUUUGUUUACGUAGCAUGGAAUGAGGGCUCUCGACAGUGGCGGGAAGGCAAACAGGACUAGUACGAAGAUCAUCUGAUGUCUACAGACUGUAAAUCACAUUGUUGUGACCUGAAGGAAAAGCAUUCUUCAAAAUGUAUGAUACUUAUGUACAAAGAUGAGGCUAAUGCCUCAACUCAGGUUAGAAUAACACUUGUGCUCUCCUGGAAUGAUGUUUUCUCUAAUGCUGAUGGAAGUUGUUCUUUAGCCAGCCUCGACUGAGAUGAGGAGGUCCUCACCUGCAAUUAGAAUGAAAUAAUUAUAUAUUUUUGAAAAAAAUCCUGUAGUUAUUUUUGCCAUUCCUAGUACUUUUCUGGCUUGCUCUGAAAAUAAUACUGGCAUGAAGUAAGCAUUACAUUUGUGGAGUAAUUAAAUUGCUAGUUUAAAAAGU